Messenger RNA from Closterium sp. NIES-65, 399 nucleotides. NCBI's taxonomy places the organism in Eukaryota, Viridiplantae, Streptophyta, Zygnematophyceae, Desmidiales, Closteriaceae. The record is from the annotation of a GenBank genome assembly.
AUGUCCCUUGUCGUCCCAAUGUCCCGAUUCCGUGCAGUGACCAUCCUCAUCACGCCUUUGGCAGCCGAUUUCACGUCGCUGGGGUCGUUUGGCACCGUGGACGCCUUUGCUGAAACGCUGGUGAACGGUUUGGACCGCAGCUGGCAGCCCAGUCCCGGGCAGAAGGCAGUGCUGCUUGGCGCCAAGUCCGCCAAUGACGCCUACCUGGUGGAGUACACGCUGCAGAAGCCCAGCGAGCCCUGCGUUCACCUCUACUCUGCUGUGGCCACGGGGCAGAACGUGUGGUACAACAACCUCUUCACCUUCACCGGGCAGUAUCCUGAGGACGAGGCUGCUACAUUCAAGCCAACUGUGGACAAGAUUGUGAAGUCCUUCAGAGUUACCAUCGGCAAGCAAUGA